Molecule: messenger RNA, 1446 nt
Organism: Clonostachys rhizophaga
Lineage: Eukaryota; Fungi; Ascomycota; Sordariomycetes; Hypocreales; Bionectriaceae
Source: the annotation of a GenBank genome assembly
AUGAACACUCCAACCAACAUUACCCCCAACAACCCCCCGCCUACAACAGUUACCCUCCCACACAACAAUGGUCUCCAGAGCAUGGCCAUCCAUCUACACAGCACGCACAUGCACACGCCCACCCCCAAGCCCCGAUCGCAACUUCAACUUACCAUCCCAGCUACCCUGCCCAGCCCUACACCGCUCCUCAGUAUCCUCAGCAGCCUCCUUACGGCCAGCCACAGCCUUAUGGUCAAGCAUACCCCCCAGCCUCGGUCGGCUCUGCACCCCCACCACAUUGGGGUGGUCAAGGACAUGUCCCUUCUGCGCCAUACGGGGAUAGCAGACCUCGAGGAGGAUAUCAAGGUCGUGGAGGGUCAAAACACUCCCCAGGUUACUAUUACUCAGGGCCUCCACCUCCUCCUACACAAUCUUCGCACCGAGACGGACGUCACGGCCAUAACAAUAGCCAUGGGCGUCGUGGCGGUGAAGGUAAUAGAGGCCGAGGCCGAGGUCGAGGAGGGCACGGCUCUGGGGACCGAGGGCGCAGUCAUCAUAAGUCUAGCAACGAUCAUGGGGGGCCAGCGUGAGCUACCCAUUGUGGGCAGGAAGAAAAAGAGAAAGACCAACACUCUUGGACUGACGCCUGGGAUGGAGUCCGAGACUGAGGACGACGAAGGAGAAGAGGAAGCCCUCGUCAAGCUUCUCGGACAAGAAAAGUUCCAAGUGGACGACAUUGCCGAAUUUAUUGCUGAGCGAAAGCGAAAUUACCCCACCAAAGCUCGCAGAGAGGCCAGGAAGGCCGCCGAGGCUGCACAGAAGAACGAAGAAAAGAGGACAUCACUAGAGAGACAGGCUGAUAAGUUGAGACGCCAGCUUCGUAAGGUGGAGUCAUCUAUUAAACGAAAGCGAGAACAAGGCGAUGAAGGAGACGAGAUGCGCGACCCGUCAUCUGAUGAGUCGUCGGAUGACGAGAAGCCAGAGGAGGUCUCCUCCCGGCCCUCGGCUUCCAACUCGGCCCCUACCCCUGCUGCGCAGCCUGGCAAGAGAGCCGAUGUCACUCGUCACUGCAAAUAUUUCUCAACUGGUGGGACCUGUGGUAAGAAGAGCAAGUGCCGCUUCGUCCAUGACCCUGCUGUCCGCGACGCCGCGAUUAAGGAGCGCGAAGCCAACAACGGGCGCCUGACAAUCCAGCAACGCUUGAUCCUAAACGACAAGGAACAGGAAGACCUGACCAUCCUUGCAUCCAUCCAGUACCUCCGUGUGAAGGGCGUCAUGACAAAGGCCGUCGAGGAGGAAAGUCAAAAGAAGACCGUCGCGCCAGUGCCCGUACCUGGAUCUUCCAAAAGCCUCCUGCCGGCCGCGCCUCCCUCCCUGCCCCCUCCGCCUGUUAAGAGAGAGCCGGUCGGGCGGAGGUUGGCUGUUGAAGCCAUAUGGCAGUUCGAGCACCAAGACAACUCAAAGUGA